Molecule: messenger RNA, 213 nt
Organism: Prunus armeniaca (apricot)
Lineage: Eukaryota; Viridiplantae; Streptophyta; Magnoliopsida; Rosales; Rosaceae
Source: the annotation of a GenBank genome assembly
AUGGCUGCUGGAAUCCAAGGCUUGAGUGCGACCGGGCUGGAAGCUCGAAGGAACUCAAGUUUGCAGCGGUUGGGAGCUGGAGUGGAGGCCAGGUUUGAAAGCGGCCGAAAUUGUGGGUUGGAGUCUUGGAUUCACAGCUGCUGGAAACUCGAAGACGGCCGGGAUGGAUUGUGGCGGGGCGGGGCGAUGAAGCUGGGCAGCUGGGUUUUGUAA